Otolemur garnettii (small-eared galago) is the source of this 382-nucleotide messenger RNA. RefSeq names its product transcription elongation factor A like 7 (gene TCEAL7). The record is from RefSeq and is a predicted model, not a curated record. NCBI's taxonomy places the organism in Eukaryota, Metazoa, Chordata, Mammalia, Primates, Galagidae. The transcript is spliced from 2 exons. The coding region runs from base 65 to 367 and encodes 100 amino acids.
AGACAUCUGGAAGCAAGAAAAAGAGCAGGCCUUGCGCAGGCACAGUUAAGUAGGAAACAACAUCAUGCAAAAGCACUGCAAAGAAAACGAAGGAAAGCCCAAAUGCGGUGUGCCAAAGAGGGAGGAAGAACGCCCCUAUGGAGAAUUUGAACGCCAACAAACAGAAGGGAAUUUUAGACAGAGGCUACUUCAGUCUCUUGAAGAAUUUAAAGAGGACAUAGACUAUAGGCAUUUGAAGGAUGAAGAAAUGACAAGUGAGGGAGAUGAGAUGGAAAGGUGUUUGGAAGAGAUAAGAGGUCUGAGAAAGAAAUUUAGGGCCCUGAAUUCUAAUCAUAGGCAUUCUCGAGACCGCCCUUAUCCCAUUUAAUUCAUUUCUCUGAAA